Rhopilema esculentum is the source of this 757-nucleotide messenger RNA. Its product is annotated as tubulin-specific chaperone A. Gene Ontology annotation, cellular component: cytosol; microtubule cytoskeleton. NCBI's taxonomy places the organism in Eukaryota, Metazoa, Cnidaria, Scyphozoa, Rhizostomeae, Rhizostomatidae. The record is from RefSeq and is a predicted model, not a curated record. Gene Ontology annotation, molecular function: beta-tubulin binding. Gene Ontology annotation, biological process: post-chaperonin tubulin folding pathway; tubulin complex assembly.
UUUGGGAGUUUUUAUGGUGUACGGGCAGUGUGUUCAAAAUCCAAAAGUGUUUGUGAAAAUUGCUGGGAUAUUUCUGUGACUUCACUGACGCUGUGGUGGAGCUUGUGUUUUCUGGCGCUUGCAUAUGGUUGUACAACAACUGGAGUUGGUUUGUGAAGAAGUUUUGCAGCAAGGGCGGUAGAAUUUUGCGGACGAUGGCAACUCAAGAUCCAAGAAUUAGGCAGAUAAAAAUCAAGACUGGUGUCGUCAAAAGACUUGGAAAAGAAAAGGGUCUUUAUGGAAAAGAAGUAAAAGAACAAGAAGAAAAAAUAGAGAAAAUGAAAGCUGAACAAAAAGAUGAAUAUGAUAUCAAAAAGCAGAUAGAAGUACUUAAUGAGUCCAGGAGGAUGAUCCCAGAUUGUACAAAACGGUUGCGCACUGCACACAAUGAACUUUCUCAGCUUCUGGAGAAGGAACAGGACUUGGCUGAAACAGAGGAAUUCAUAGCAGCUAAGGAGGUUCUUCAAGUAACAACUGUUGAGUAGGUCAGUGAAAUACCCAGCACUGCUUCAAAGAGCUUCAAAGGAACUAAAAAGAAUUUUCAUAGCUUCAGAUAAGUCAGUUAAAGAUUUCCUAUGUGUUUGUUGGAGUUUUCAUUAGUUCUAAGCACAGGAUCAAUUUGGGAAGAUGAAAGCACUUGCACCAUUGCAUGUCUUUCUUUUGAUGUAAAUGAUUAAAUCCAACCUACUAACAAUGGACAGAAAUAUAGAGAUGAAGA